UCCGCGUCAAGCGUGUCUCCCACCCACCGCUCCUUCUGCAUACACAACCUGCACCUUCCUUUUUCUUGAAAUAUAAUUUAAAAACAAUAUUUUCAUAAAAUAACCUCAUUUCACUUAUAAAGAGUUGUGCAUGUAUAUAUAAACCCUCACUCAUCUCUUCCUUCUUCAUCUACUUCUUACAUAACUAAACCAAAAUAUAUAUUCUUCUCAAAGCUGGGGAGGAAAAAAGUUCACAACUAUCCAUUAUUCACUCUCUUCUCUAGAAAAUGAAAAUGCAGAUAAAUAAAUCGAAUACAGCUCGUAGAGCUUGGAACGUCUUAAGAAUAGCCCUUCUGUGGGCAAGAAAAGGAGGAGUUCUCAGAAGGAGACUCAUGCUCAACUUUCCCAAGUACAUUAAAACCGUCCGCCAUAAUCCCGGCGCUGACACGUUCCGAUACGGAGAGCGUCAGCUGUCGUUCGACGACACUCCGGUUAUUCACGUCCGGAUGCAUCGCCCUUCUUCCUUGCGCUUCAAGUUACCUCACAUUCCAUGCAUUAAUCCGGCACAAGUUGAUUUUGAUUUUGAGUUCAACGACGGGAAUGAUGAAGGAUUCUGCUACGACGAUAUCGCGAGAAAGAGUUUUCUGAAGAGUGCAAGAGAUGAGGAUGAAGAAGAGGAGUGGUUGGGUGAUGGUGAUGAGAGUGAGGAAGUUGAGGGUGGAAAUGAUAUUGACAUGAAAGCUGAUGAGUUUAUAGCCAAGUUCUAUGAGCAAAUGAAGCUGCAGAGACAGAUAUCAUAUCUUGAGUACCAUGAGACAAGCAUAUCGGCUGAAUAAAUUCUGAUUAAUUUCUCAUAUUCUGUACACAUCGUAUACAGGUUUGUAGGAGAGGGAUUAUAUACAUUGUUAUGCAGAUUUGUAGGAGACUCAUUUUCCUCAGUUUUGUAUAUACCAGAGGCUUCCAUGAUUCUAUCUACUGCGAUUGUUAUCAAUUUUUCCCUGAAUAA
Molecule: messenger RNA, 985 nt
Organism: Daucus carota subsp. sativus
Lineage: Eukaryota; Viridiplantae; Streptophyta; Magnoliopsida; Apiales; Apiaceae
Exons: 1
Coding region: 267-815 (182 amino acids)
Source: RefSeq, a predicted model, not a curated record